Cylindrotheca closterium is the source of this 1686-nucleotide messenger RNA. The record is from the annotation of a GenBank genome assembly. NCBI's taxonomy places the organism in Eukaryota, Bacillariophyta, Bacillariophyceae, Bacillariales, Bacillariaceae.
AUGGUGUCUAUCAAUGGUGUAUCAGCAUUGCUGCUAGUAUUGCUCCAUGUUUUCAAUGUCGCGUCUGGGUUUUCAUCGUGGUCUUCCAGCCCUCAGGUUGUUGGGAUGAAAAGAUCUAAUCCAAUCCCAAGGUUACCAUGUCUCCAGACAACAGGAUCAACGUUUUCCCCACUUCGGCAACAAAUGUCAACCAGGAAUGUCGGUGAGCUGGAAAGCGAAGGAGAAAAUCCAUCAUCAAAGACACCAAUGACACCCAAAGAUGGUUCUGUCAACAUGACCACAGAGAAUGAUUCGACACUGCCUUCCUAUAGGAAACUAGCGGCAUUCAUUGGUACUACAGUUAUCAUUUGGCUUUCCGAACCAUUGUUGAGCUUGGUGGAUACCACGGUUGUCAGCAUGACCAGUCAACCAGCGUCGGCCAUUCUUCAAAUCGCGGCACUCGGUCCGGCUACCAUCCUUUACGAUUCCGAAAUUUACACUACCUACUUUUUGGCCAUGUCUACAACUAAUCUCCUGGCACCCAUAUUGGCAAACAAGGACUGGAGGCAACUGCGAAAAGCAACGUCGAAUCUCUUGGGCUUAUCUGCGCUCCUUGGAAGCUUGAUUACGGUCAUCAACUUUACAAUGGGAAAAAGCAUCCUUGCUGGAAUGGUGGGAACAGUAGCCGAACCUGCGAUGCUCCCACUGGCCACCAAUUAUGUAUUGAUUCGAUCUCUUGUAGCCCCAUGCGUCAUCCUGCAGCACGUUUCUCAGGCCUUUUGCUUGACGACCAUGAACACCAAAACUCCUGCCAUCGCGGUUCUGGUGGCAUCCAUUGUCAACGUUGUUGGAGAUUUAUUGCUGUCCCCGAAACUAGGGAUACAAGGGGCUGCUAUUGCAACAGCGUUUGCUUCUCUGUCGUCAUGUCUCAUCUUGCUUGACCGAGUGCGCAAGGUAACCAACGAAUGGAAACAAAACCAAGGAGCCGAAGAACAAGAAACAUCACCUCUGGUAACAUCAUCCAACACUGAAUCAUCGUCAGACGAUAUCCCAUUCUGGUCUCUGCCAGACAAGAAAUCAUUGAAGGAUCUAUUGCUACUUGCAGGGCCCAUCUUUUUUGUAAUGAUGGGCAAAGUUGGCUGCUACUCGGCAUUAACCUUACGAGCGACCGGCCUUAGCGUUAUCAACUUGGCAACCCACAAUAUUAUGAUGCGCAUAUUCUUCUUCUUUUCUUGCUUUGGCGAUUCACUUGGCCAGGCUGCUCAGUCAUUCUUUCCGCAGGUGGCGAAAACUGACAGAAAGAAGCUGAUUCAAAGAUUACUUGGAGCAGCCACCAUUGUUGGUCUCGCCAACUGCCUUUCGUCCAGCCUAAUCUUGACUAGGUUUAAUGGAUUUUUGACCAAGGAAGUUGCGAUGUCUCAACUCAUGAAACAGUUUGCAUCAUACGUCUGUGUCACGGAAUUGAUGCACCCAUUCGUCAUGCUAAUGGAAGGAUUGGUCCUAGCGAAACGUGAUUUGAAGUUUUUAGUGGCGCUCUAUUUCUCCACUUCGGUCGCUCAUCUUGGAUUUGUCUUCUCCAAGUGGGGAUCAAGUUUUGGUGGAUUGUGGCAAGCCUUGCUAUGCUUCCAAAGUCUUCGUUUUGGUCAGUUUGCAAUUCGAGCGAUACAACAAUCGCGAAAAGAAAAGGUCGCCAUGGAAGUUGUGUGA